Molecule: messenger RNA, 1135 nt
Organism: Cucumis sativus (cucumber)
Lineage: Eukaryota; Viridiplantae; Streptophyta; Magnoliopsida; Cucurbitales; Cucurbitaceae
Product: D-aminoacyl-tRNA deacylase
Exons: 8
Coding region: 33-758 (241 amino acids)
Biological process (GO): tRNA metabolic process
Cellular component (GO): cytoplasm
Molecular function (GO): D-tyrosyl-tRNA(Tyr) deacylase activity
Source: RefSeq, a predicted model, not a curated record
AUUUCAAGAAGUCGAGACAUGUUAGGCUAUAGAUGAUUGUUACUUAUAAACUUUUAGUAAAACAUAAUAUAAUAAUAUUUAAAAUAUUUUCACAUUUUCAUUUUCGUCAACCCAUUCCUAGAGGCUACAAUUUUACAAAAUCCCAAUCCCCAAAAAGAAGCAAAAAAAGAAUGAAUAGCGUAGCAAACCUGCCAUUGUUCGCAGCCAGCGUAAGUACCAAGCGGACCACAGUAUUCCGCUUCAGCAACAACAAACUACGCCCCAUUAGAUCCAUGAGAGCUGUUGUCCAGCGAGUCGCCUCUGCAAGCGUCCAGGUCGAUGGCCGCACCGUUUCAGAGAUCGGCCCAGGUCUCCUCGUGCUCGUCGGCCUUCACGACUCCGACUCCGACACCGACGCUGAAUACAUAUGCCGUAAGGUCCUAAAUAUGAGGUUGUUCCCAAAUGAGAGUACCGGCAAAGCUUGGGACUUAAACGUGAUGCAGAAAAACUACGAGGUUCUAUUAGUCAGCCAGUUUACACUGUACGGAAUGUUGAAGGGGAACAAGCCGGACUUUCAUGUGGCAAUGCCUCCCCAAAGAGCUAAACCUUUUUACGCUUCUGUGGUCGAGAGGUUCGGUAAAUCCUACAACCCAGAUGCGAUAAAAGAUGGAGUGUUUGGAGCAAUGAUGAAGGUCAAUUUGGUGAAUGAUGGCCCAGUCACAAUGCAGAUUGACUCCCAACCGUCUAAGAAUACAGUUGAGGCUUCAGAAGACUCGUAAUUGGUUUCGACAAUUUAAGAUCUGACUGGGAUUCUUUGUGGGCUAACAAGUUGGAGUUGCUUGAUGGGCUGAAAGAUUCUUUACAUCAAGGUGUAGAUGUUUAUGUCCUCUUGUGCUUGGCCGUGGGGUUGUAUGCAAACUUGCUCCUCUGACAAUUGACAAUAUCUAAUUUUCUUUCUCAUACCUUUUCAUCUCUAAGACCAGAGCAAGCUCCCAAGGCUUUGCUGAGAAUCCUUUGGAGGACUUAAAAAAAUUGUUCAGCUCCCACUGUUAGUUUUAACCUCUUCAGGUUUAAACUUAAUAAAUGUCAGCAAAAUCAAGAUCAAUAACCAUGAGCUAAUUUACAAGAUGCAAAUAAAGUACAUCGUUAUUUUGGA